AAGCAAUUCAAAUCAAAUCAAAUCUAGUUAUUUGUACACUAGCUUCUAAAUCUCUAAGCUCUACUUUUCCUUAGGAACUAUGGCUGUCUUCUCCGGUGAUCACUGGACAUUUAUCUUUGGCCUCUGUGGAAACAUCAUCUCCUUCUUCGUGUUCCUGGCGCCACUGCCUACGUUCUAUAAAAUUUACAAGAAGAAAUCGACGGAGGGAUUUCAAUCAAUACCAUACGUGGUUGCCCUAUUCAGUGCCAUGCUUUGGAUCUACUAUGCAUUUCUGAAAUCCAACACUACUCUUCUCAUCACAAUCAACUCCUUCGGCUGCUUCAUCGAAACCUUAUACGUUUGCUUCUUCCUCUUCUAUGCAUCAAACAAAGCCAGGAUACAUACGAUGAAGUUACUUGGGGCGUCGGUAUUUGGCGGUUUUGGUGCUAUAGUUCUGGUGACGCAGUUUCUGUUCAAAGGCGUAGUUCGUGCACAAGUGGUGGGAUGGAUUUGCCUGGUCUUCUCCUUGUGCGUAUUCGUAGCUCCAUUGUGCAUCCUGAGGCAAGUAAUCAGAACAAAGAGCGUGGAACAUAUGCCAUUUUUGCUAUCGGUUUUCCUCACACUAAGUGCGGUUGCAUGGUUCUUCUAUGGUCUUCUACUAAAAGACUUCAAUAUUGCUAUUCCGAACGUGUUGGGAUUCGUAUUUGGAAUUCUUCAGAUUUUGCUGUACGCCAUGUACAGGAAGAAGACUAUCCCUAGCCCUAGGGAACAAAAACUCCCAGAAAUUGUACUGCAAACCCCGCCUGCAGCUGUAAUCAUUCUGGGAGAAGAUAAUACUUGGAAUAACAAGAAUAAGAACAAAACACAGCUUCCUGAGCUUACCCAGGAACAAAUCAUCGACAUUAUGAAGCUUGGGUCCCUGCAGGUUUAUAAGGACGACAAAAUCAACGUGCCUUCAUCCGCGCAUUAAUAUCUCCUGGCCGGCCGGCCACGAGAAUAUAUGCUAAGUCACGUCGUCAACAUAUAUUUAAUUUAAUUAGGUUGUGAUCGAUGAUCGAAUCGCCCAUUUGUUUUUUGUGUUUCAAUUCUAGCACGUUAGUUACGUUGUUGCAUGUACACAUGAAUCGUAACUUUGAUUUUCAUGUCAACCUAAUCACAUAUUAAUGCAGUUUCUUUCCUUUUAAUAAACCAAGAAUUGAAUAUCCAUUUUCAUAUA
Ipomoea triloba (trilobed morning glory) is the source of this 1195-nucleotide messenger RNA. Its product is annotated as bidirectional sugar transporter SWEET12-like. Gene Ontology annotation, biological process: carbohydrate transport. Gene Ontology annotation, cellular component: membrane. Gene Ontology annotation, molecular function: sugar transmembrane transporter activity. NCBI's taxonomy places the organism in Eukaryota, Viridiplantae, Streptophyta, Magnoliopsida, Solanales, Convolvulaceae. Bases 80 to 949 code for a protein of 289 amino acids. The transcript has 6 exons. The record is from RefSeq and is a predicted model, not a curated record.